This is a messenger RNA of Varanus komodoensis (Komodo dragon), 2085 nucleotides long. It is a transcript of the gene N4BP2L1, whose product is annotated as NEDD4 binding protein 2 like 1. NCBI's taxonomy places the organism in Eukaryota, Metazoa, Chordata, Lepidosauria, Squamata, Varanidae. The record is from RefSeq and is a predicted model, not a curated record. The coding region runs from base 187 to 735 and encodes 182 amino acids. The transcript is spliced from 5 exons.
CUUCUGCCACCUCGGCCGUCGGGGCGGGGGAGCCGGACUUCGUGUAUUCCGUACCUGGAGACUGCCGCCCUCUUGGGGCGGGGGCGGGGGAAGCCGGCCCCGCCCGUCCCAGUCACGAGGCGAGAGCAGAGUAGAUGCUCUGUGGCUCAGCGGCGCUUCUGCAGCGGCGGCUGCAGUCGUUCUGCUAUGGAGGACAGUCUGGUCCGCGCUUUCGGAGGCCUGAGCCUCCAGCAGCGUCGUGCCCAAGACAGGCGCCCUCCUCGCAGGCGCCGUUUCAGCAAAAGCCUCUACUUGCUCCGAGGCCUGCCCGGUUCCGGGAAAAGUACCCUGGCCAGGCAACUGAAACAUGAAUUUCCCAGUGCAUUCAUUUUUAGUACUGAUGACUUCUUCAUCACAGAUGAAGGCACCUACAUUUUUGAUCCUAAUGCUCUGGAAGAAGCACACCAGUGGAACCAGAGAAGAGCACGUAAAGCAAUGAAGAAUGGGAAAUCCCCAGUUAUUAUUGAUAAUACCAACAUCCACGCAUGGGAAAUGAAGCCAUAUGUGAUAAUGGCACUUGAAAACAACUAUGAGGUUAUAUUUCGAGAGCCAGAUACACACUGGAAAUUCAAUGUUCGGGAACUAGCCAGACGGAACAGCCAUGGUGUUCCACGAGAGAAAAUACAACGAAUGAAAGAACAGUAUGAACAUGACAUUACCUUCCAUAAUGUGCUCUAUUGUGAAGAACCAGCCUGACAUUUCCAUAGAUCCUAUGGGGUCAGCAGUGCUGGAGGCUACUCCAGUUUGAAUUGAACAUUCCUAAUUCAACAUUCCUUAAUUGAAGUGCUAACAGCAACUCUGGCAAAUGAAAGGUCUUUUAAUAGAACUGAGUUCCAUAGGGUGUUUUAGUAAAUUGUAUUGUCAUAUAACUUUUAAAAUAUGUAUUUGUAGAAAUUGUAUUAUUUUAAACAUUUGUAUUUUUCUACUGACCAAAGCUUAGGUUUAAAAGUUCUAUAUACUCUUUGAAUGUGAAAAAAAUAUAUUGUUAUUUGUUUAAACCAACUUGCAGGCCUAUGAGCAAAUUAUGAUCUGUACUUACUGAAUUCCUUUGUUACAUAUUAGAACAUAAGAAUCACCAUGCUGGAUCAUGCCACAAGUCCAUCUUGACCAGCAUUCUAUUCAGACUGUGGCUAACCAGCUGCCUAUAGGAUCUCACAAGCGGGAGAGGAAUACAUUCCACUGCCUUUCUCCCAUUUUUAAUCAUUUUUAUGGCAUUAUUUAUGCAAGUCUUUCUAUUUGCAGAAGUUUUUGACAAGAUGGAGUCCCUUAGGUGUCUAUACGUAGAAAACAAUCAUGUAUUAUUAUUGUACAUUAAAAUGCACAGCAAUCUAGCAGUUCAACUACUAUUGUGCAUCAGGACAUAUUUCCUGAAGUCAAGUGCUUAUGGCAAGAAGAGUAUCUAUAUUACCAGUGGUUCUGUAGAGUGCUUGGAAUUAACUCCUGGCAAGAAGCUUGCCUGUCUCAGAUAAUUACUACUCUUGUGCCACCAAUUAUAAUCUUAAUAUAAUGUGACAGUGAUAGCUGGAAGUUUAAUACACAGGCCUGAAAAAGUGCAAUCUUCCAAUUUCCAUCAAUAUUAUUGAGAUAUUUAGUUCUGUUUACAAGAUGGUACACCGUACUAGAGAUUUCCUUCCUGAAAUAUUGGCACACCUGCUUAUUUUACAAUGUGAAAUUAGGGGAAGGGCUCCAAGCCAAUUGUGCAGUCCCAUAUAAUGUCCACAUCCUUGCAACUCUUCUAGGCUAGUUUCUAUUUAUACUAGGAAAGAAAAUGAUAGAGCAUAAUUAUGAGUAACAUCAUUUCCACCUGUCUAUUUAUCCUGUAAUGCUGCAAGUUCACGUACCUUAAAUUGCUGGUUUUCUUUUGAAUAAUUUAAAAUCUGUUUGCAUCUCUAUAGAUGAUAGCAUUUAAAACAAACUGAAACCUAUUUUUUCUUGAACUAUCUAUACUUAAUGUGCAAAAGGGAAUCGUUUUGACUGAAUCUUUUGACCUUUACACUGGACUGCUACAAUCAUAAAGCAUGAAAUAAACUUUAGGAAAAACCUGUA